Molecule: messenger RNA, 1335 nt
Organism: Limulus polyphemus (Atlantic horseshoe crab)
Lineage: Eukaryota; Metazoa; Arthropoda; Merostomata; Xiphosura; Limulidae
Product: 5'-AMP-activated protein kinase subunit gamma-1-like
Exons: 15
Coding region: 91-1203 (370 amino acids)
Source: RefSeq, a predicted model, not a curated record
AAAAUUUUUGAUAAAGUAAAAUAUAUUGUGCAUUACCAAAUUCUUUUUCUGUAAAACUUCAAUAAAUUUGUCAUACGAGCCUUCUUGAGUAUGCAGAGGAUUCGAUCAUUUCGCAGAAGUUUUAGACAUUACCAACAACGUUUGAAAAAGAAACUGCUUUCAAGUGAUCCACUGUGUGAUAAAAUCGACAUAGCAGAUCUAGGUGAUGAUGAAAACUUGAUAUACAUAAAGUUUUUCCAGUAUUUUCGCUGCUAUGAUAUCAUUCCCAUUAGUGCCAAAUUGGUAGUAUUUGACACCCAGUUACUGGUGAAAAAAGCAUUUUUUGCUCUUGUUCACAAUGGAGUCAGAGCUGCACCGCUUUGGGAUAGCAGUCGGCAAGAAUUUGUGGGUAUGUUAACAAUAACUGAUUUCAUCCACAUUCUCAGGACUUACUACAAGUCUCCCUUGGUGAAGAUGGAGGAAUUAGAAGAGCACAAAUUAGAGACAUGGAGAAAUGUUCUUAAGGAAAAAACAAAACCUCUUGUUAGUAUUGAACCGGAUGCAGGUUUAUAUGAAGCUAUUAAGAAGCUGAUUCAUGGCAAGGUUCAUCGGUUGCCGGUAAUUGACCCUCAGACUGGGAAUGUACUGUACAUCUUGACCCACAAGAGAAUUCUCAGAUUCCUCUUUCUUUAUUUUUCAGAGCUUCCCAGACCAAGUUAUCUUAACCAGACUCUACAGGACCUCCAACUGGGAACCUUCUAUAACAUAGCAACUGCAAAAGAAGACACUCCUGUCAUUACAGCUCUCAACCUGUUUGUAGAAAGAAGAGUUUCGGCAUUACCACUGGUGAAUGAACACGGAAAAGUGGUUGAUAUUUAUGCCAAAUUUGAUGUUAUUAAUCUCGCAGCUGAAAAGACCUACAACAAUCUUGAUGUAACUGUGAAGAAGGCACUAGAACAUAGACACCAAUGGUUUGAAGGUGUAGUCAAAUGUAAAGCUCAUGAUACACUGGGUGCAGUGUUGGAGAUUCUUGUCAAAGCCGAGGUUCAUCGCCUGGUUAUGGUAGAUGAUAACGACCAUGUUGUUGGAGUUGUCUCUCUCUCUGAUAUUCUCAGGUUUCUAGUGAUAAGGCCAACAGGUGACGAAAACCCUUCCAGAAUAGAAGAGGAUCCACGUGGAGAAGUUAGUGUCUCUGAAGAACAGAGUCAAGAUGAAGGAGAAUGAAUCAUCUUGCUUUGAGAAAGCUGACAAGUAGAGUAGAUAUAUCUAAUCUUAGUGGAGUACAUGAAGUUAAAUUACCACUAGGGUUUUGUCGUAACCCAAAAAUUCACAAAUAGGAGUGAUUUUUUUUUUUUU